This is a messenger RNA of Papilio polytes (common Mormon), 4678 nucleotides long. RefSeq lists its product as uncharacterized. Gene Ontology annotation, molecular function: DNA binding. Gene Ontology annotation, biological process: 5S class rRNA transcription by RNA polymerase III; transcription initiation at RNA polymerase III promoter. The transcript is spliced from 7 exons. Gene Ontology annotation, cellular component: transcription factor TFIIIC complex. The record is from RefSeq and is a predicted model, not a curated record. Lineage: Eukaryota; Metazoa; Arthropoda; Insecta; Lepidoptera; Papilionidae. The coding region runs from base 127 to 4635 and encodes 1502 amino acids.
GAUUGCAAUCAUAAUAUAGGUUAUGUUAUGUUUAGCUUAGUUGAAAUAAAAAUAGCAAAAAGAGUGAAAUAGGGUUUGUAAAAUAGUUUUUAUUUUUAUAACAAAAAAUACCGUGUCUCAAUAACGAUGGACAGCAAUUUUAAAAAUAGUUUCACGUUUAAUUUCAAAGAAAUUAUAAUAGACGAAAUAGCUUUGGAAGGACUAGAAGGAAUUGGCAUCAGAUUCUUAUGGAAACGGGUAGAAAAUAAAAUUUCAUCACCAGUUACCGAUAAGAUGAAAAUAAGAUUUUGGAAAUUCAUCGUAAAAUUUAAUAAUGUUACAUUUUAUCAAAAUCCAGAACCUAUGCCAAAUAUAGAGAUUUUGGAUCGGUUUUCGAUAGUACACGAAGAAACAGGACAACUUCUCGAUCCUGUUGAUUACUUAGAUGGUCCAUAUAACUAUGCUCCAGUGGGUAACAAUGGCUCAUCAGUACACUAUAAUCAAAGAAUAGUUAUUGAGAAAGAGGAGCUACAAGGACUGUCAUAUAAUGAUGUGAUUACAAAAUAUGGAGAUCACCUAACAAUUGUUGCUUCAAAGGAAGAAAGAUGGAAAGCUCUUGCUGGUCAUGUACCUAUUUCUUAUUUGUCACAACUUACUACAGCACAUUAUUGUGUGUUGGAAAUUGUUGGUAAAGCUAGAGACAAUGGACAAAUGACUGUCGGUAAUACAAAUUUGACAAAGAUAAUGAAAGAUCCAAAACAUCUAUUUUAUAUAAGAAAACAUUUACAAGAUAUGGGCCUUGUGAGAACACAAUGUCAUCCACAGUUUGUGCAAGGCAGGGGUAUGAAAAGUAUUUUACUCAGACUGAAAAGAUUUCAUAAACCGAUACUCCUUUCAACACCAAAAGUUGGAAAACUACAUAACAUCAUAGAAUAUUUAAAAAAGAAACCUGAUCACUCUGAAAAAGUUGAUUUAUUGAUUAAAACAGGAUAUUUAAAUCAUAAGCAAAGCAAAAGACUACAAAAGACACUUAAUGUAUUCCGUUUUGAAGAGAGACAAAUAAAAGUCGAUGAAAUAUCAAAUAAUAGAAGACAGAAGGUGUUUGUUAAAAAAAAGUACAUUAGUUUAGAGAUGUCUAGUGAGGAAUCGGAUAAUUCUGAAGAUGAGACCCCUACUGCUCCUUUAGAAUGCCAAUACAAAGUGGGGAUCAGUUUACUAAGACAGGCGUAUGAAAGAUUCUUAGAUGCAGGUCUAAAAGGGUUAACACAAAUUCAACUUGCUCAAAUAUUGGGAGUUGAGUUUUACACUAGUAGAACUAUUUGCAGAACAUUAAAAUCAAAGAAUAUUGUUAAGGAAUUUUUAGAAGACAAAGGUAGACAGAGGACAGCAAGAUACAUCGCAGUAGCUGCUACAACUGAAAUUGAUAACAUAUAUGAGGAGGAGAAGAAGAAAUUUUUACAUUUCAUGAACACAUCAAACAUUGAAGAUAUAAAAGAAGAAGUACCUGCGAAAAAAAUGAGAGUUGAAGAAGAUGAACCUCAUGAAAAUGUUGAAGCAUCAGAUAAUGUAGACACUGAUAUAACUGAAGUGAAGGUAAUCGAAGGACUAGAAAAUAUGAUAAACGAAUCAUUGCUUAAUUCUAAAAAGAAUCCAACAUUGAGACAGCUUAAAUUUGCUAAUGGAUUACUAAAGGUCGUUCGAGAGAGACGUGCAAUAUCUGGAUAUCAUACUUUGAGCACUCUAGUUUCUAAGGACAUAGGUGAGCCACCUAUGGAUACAAAAGCUUUGAAAUCAUUCGUACAGAAGUUGGUCAAAGAUGGACAAGUCAAAAUGUACAAGAUAAAAUGGCCUGGUUUUCAUCAAAAGUACACAACAUUAGUUUGUGACCCUCUCAUGAAAAGCAAUGAUCCUGUUAUCAUUGGAAAAUAUAAGGAAAUCAGUAUGAAGGCUCUUACAAGCCAAAAGUCGAAAGUUAAAAGAGCUUUAACAGAAGGUGUUACCCGACCUCUAUCCCAAUUCGCAUACCCUAGAUAUAUGAAAAUGCAGAAAUUACACGAACUCGUGAUAAAUGUUGUAUACUUCAGUGAUAUUAAAAGUCAAUUUCCCGAAGGAUUUGCAUGCGUUUUAAGUGUUGUACCUCAUAUGACAAUCGGUUUCGCUGUCGGCAAUAUAAGUAACGUCGCUAUAUCUGACAUAGCUCAUAUGAGAAUAAGCGACAAUUUACUCGAUAUUAAGCUUAAAGACGCGCCAUCUGACUUAUACGAAAGACUGUUGCAGUCAAAGAGCUUGCAAAACUCGAUAAGAUCCAAUUUAAAGGCACUCGCCAUGAUGGGUCUUAUUCAGCUAAUCUCAGAAGCAGUACCUCUGCCCUCCACUGAUUACGAAGGCAACCUUCUAAGUUAUUUGUUCUAUGUCAACCGUCGAGCAAAAAUAUUAGACACGUCAGGUAUUUGGCCAAAACCGAACACAGAUUUAGGAAAGCUAGAGAAAUCGUACCAUUUCAAAACAUUUGAAGAUGUAUCAACUUAUUGGAAUGAUGUUUAUAAUAUUAGUACUAGUACGAAUGUCGAAAUAGUUAUUAAACGGGAUAGGAAGAAGAUAAAACCGCCAGUAAGGAAAGCAGAGGAUGUACAGUUGUAUGAUAAUGGGGAGCGUUACGGCGACGGGCUGGGACCGUGCGCCUUCGACUCCAGUUUCUUUAUGGACAUACCUCGAUUAUGGCGUACAUUUUACAUCCGCGCCGCUAAAAUGACUCAACCACCGUUACGAAGGAAGAAGAAGGGUAAAAAAAUCAAAAUCGAAACAGUUAAGAAACCCAAGAUGAGACCGGUGAUUAAGAAAAAGCCUUUAAAAGCCGUGAUAAAUGAACUCACAAUAAAUAGACGUAAAAGGAGGCAGCCGGAUUCUUUGAUAAAAUGGUCCAAAUGGGAGGACAAAAUAAUAAUGCUUUGCAAAGCGGCUAUAACUAUAAUGAGUCCCACUUCUCAUCCGGAUUGCCUCAGAGUUAGAAAUGCAGUAGCAAAAGAGAUAUUAUACAUGGCGGAUGACAAGAAGACUGCAACCGCUUGUCAUAGAAGAGCGGCAGCUAUAGAAUGUAAUUCAAUUCUAAUGCACGAAAAAGAGUGUAUAUUGAACGAAGUAAGACGACGACCAGAUCUGAUUCAGAAGUACGAAGGAUUGUUAAAAAGGUUGCGAAUUCGUUAUUCAGCAAAUCUAAGCAGAUUGUUCAAGGAAUGUAAAAUACCAAUGUUAGAACUUGUGCGGGCGAUGUGCCUGAUAUCUAGAAGUAAAUCGUUUACUCAGAGGGUACCUUGUGUAGCUGUAGAUUUAGAAGAUUUUAAUAAAAAAUUUGAUAUUACGUCAUCAUCAUCAUCAUCUGCUGUUAAAACAUUCAAUAUGUAUAGAACCCCUGUCGAUUGUGAUCGUCUCCUUGCCUCUUUAAAAGAAGGAAUUAUUAUGACCACAAUGUUGUCGUUUGAGAAUACGAUAAAUUCAGAUGUCGCUUCAAAAGUUUACGCAAUAUUUAAAAAGCAUCCUGAAGUUCUUUUGCGAACAGCGUUAGAGCAGCUUCGAAAAAGUGGAGCUAUUUCGGCAAGAGAUAAAAUAUUGAACAAUCACUUGCAUAGAGUUGAAAUAGAAGACAUCGUUCAAUCUUCAUACAAGAUAUCCGCGUUUUAUCAACGAAGAUGGAUUUGCAGACUCAAUUCUGACUUCAUAGAUAUCUUGGGAGAUAGUUUAGAGAAGCAAGUGCCCGUAGACGGCGUUAAAGGCUCGCCCGAAAUAAAUUGCAUAUUUUGUGAAUUACUCGCAUGUGAUAUUUUUGACCUAAUUUCGCUCACAACUCCGGCUAUAUCGGGUUACUCUGGUUCUAUAAUGCAAGAGGAACAACUUAACGUUAUUGAUAUAGAAAAUAAAUAUUCUCUCAAGUCUGGAUUGGUUGGUUGCAAAUUAAAGUGUAAUAUAAAAGAGUUUUCUGAUUUAUAUGAAGAUAUAGACAUAGACGGAUGUAUGCAGGAGAUUCAAAGUUUUAAUGUUCUGGAUCAUACAGAUAUCGUGGAACUAUCAGAGGACGAAAUAGUAGACCAUUUAGAGCAGAUUGGUGAUAAAGGAUGUACAUUUCAGGAAUUAAAAGCACAUUUCUCUUACGAUACAAAAACCCUUUGUAAAAAACUUAAUGAUUUGGAGAUGAAGAAAAUAAUAACGCGAGUAGGAUAUUAUGAAAAUAAAAUCAUAUUGACUGAACAUUUUAAAUCCUGGGCGUUAACUGUUGAAGUGGAUAAAAGUUUCAUACCAGUUCCGUGGCUGUCGUUGGAUUAUGAAGUACGGUUUGAUAUAUUGUUUAAGUGGGCCGGAGUAAUUGUCAACAAAGUCUUUGAAUCCCCUGGCUGUUCUGUAUCCGUUUUGUCGGACAGCUGUGAAGUUCUAUCAUACAGAGCAGUCCAAGAUAUUUGUAUGUUCCUCAAAAAAUGUGAAUGUGUAAUACUCCAUUGUGUAGAAAUACCAGAACCGGCCUUAUUUUCAGAUAACCUACCACCUAACGAAUUAAUGGAAUUUAACCGUUGGGAUACACCAGACAAUAUUGUUGUAUUUCCAACUAAAAAUAUUCUGACUAAAUAUGCUUAUGUAAGAAAAAAUAUACUGGAAAAAUGGCUUUAAAUUCAUUUUUUUUUCUUUAAAAAAAUGUUUUAUGUCGUUUCAU